GAGAGUGCACAUGUGCUGACAUACACACUGAAGGAGAUCACACAAGCUUCACACACAAGAAGAGCAAAAGACAGAAAGAAAGACGCAGAGAUAAAGUCGUCAGAAACAUCAUGGCUCCCAGUUUGGCUCAGGCGUACAGGCGGAGGUGGUGGAUGGCGAUCACAGCCAUCAUUGAGAACCUGCUGUGUUCAGCUGUUCUGUUAGGAUGGGGCUCUCUGCUCAUCAUGCUGAAGAAUGAAGGCUUUUACUCACACCUCUGUGUGGAACAUGAGAAUGUCACUGCUAACGUGACCUACAUGGAGAGCGGUCAGUGGAGGAGCUGUAUCGAGCAAGAGGAGAUGUUAAAUCUGGGCUUCACCAUCGGAUCAUUCCUCCUGAGCGCCGCCACGUUACCGCUCGGCAUCUUGAUGGACAAAUACGGGCCACGUCCGCUCAGGCUCCUUGGCAGUUCCUGUUUUGCAGCCUCUUGUGCCAUGAUUGCUACAGCUGCAUACAACCCUGAAGUUUUGUCCGUCCUCAUCUUCCUCGCCGUCUCCUUCAAUGGCUUUGGAGGAAUCUGCCUGACCUUUACCUCACUCACGCUACCCAACAUGUUUGGAAAUGUUCGAUCAACCGUCCUCUCUCUGAUGAUCGGCUCCUACGCUUCUUCAGCCGUCACAUUUCCCGGCGUCAAGGUGAUUUAUGACCUCGGCGUGUCGUUCCGUGUCAUCAUGUGGGUGUGGUCAGGUUUGGCCUGUAUGGUCUUCUUCAACUGUUUCCUGAACUGGCCCGGUGAAUCUUUCCCGGCACCAGAAGAUGUCAGAUACACUAAAAAGGUGAAGCUGAGUGGAAUUGUGACAAAGGACAAGAUAACUGGGGAAACCUACGUCACCCACAUCAGCGUCAUGGAGGACAUGAUGGGAGCCAAACAGCCAGAAUCAGAGAAAUCAAAAUCAGAGACAACAGCUCAGAGCUCCCUGUCGCUCUGUGACUCCAUGUGCACCCCGAUCUUCCUGUGGAGUCUCAUCUCCAUGGCCAUGACGCAGCUCAGGCUCAUCUUCUUCAUGGGCGCCAUGAACAAGAUGCUGGAGUUUCUGGUCACUCACGGGGACCCCCACCCCUCGGAGGAGCUGCAGCAGGAGGUGAAGGACCAAGUCGGUUUCUACUCGUCCAUCUUUGGCACCAUGCAGCUCCUCUGUCUGCUCACCUGUCCUCUGAUUGGCUACAUCAUGGACUGGAGGAUGAAGGAGUGUGAGGAGGAAGAUGAAAACAAACAAACAGUGAAGAGUCAAUCAGAUCCCCCAAAGAGGGACAGAAAAAUCCAGAAACUGACCAAUGCCAUGAGAGCUUUCAUCUUCACCAACCUCCUAUUGGUCACCUUUGGAAUCAUUUCUCUGAUCGACAACCUGCCCCUUCAGGUGGUAUCGUUUGUCCUUCAUACCAUAGUGAGAGGAUUCAUCCACUCCUGCUGUGGAGGUCUCUAUGCAGCCGUGUAUCCUGCUAACCACUUUGGGACACUGACAGGCAUGCAGUCCAUGAUCAGCGCUGCAUUUGCAUUGCUCCAGCAGCCACUGUUCAUCCUGAUGGUGGGUCACCUGAGAGGAGAUCCUUACUGGAUCAACGUGGGACUCCUCAUCUUCUCAGCGACGGGCUUCCUGUUGCCGGGUUAUCUCUUCUAUCAUCGUAGAAACCUGAUCCUGGCCAAGGCGGCACGUGAUAGGCUGGCUGACAGCCAACCAGACAAAGAGAACCUUCCUCUAAAGCAUUCAGAGAAUGGAUACGCAAAUGGCAGCACCAAUGGGCAUGUCGGUAAUGGUUACACGCCGAACGGGCACGCAGCGUAAGAUUAUCUAUAUGAUGCUUUUAUUUGAUCAUCACUACAGUUUGUAGUUUUGGUUCAGCGGUUUCAACAACACUCUGAGGCCUUUAAUGCAGCCUCAGUCUACCCUGAAAACUACAACAUCUACAAAACUAUGAAUCAAAUAUACUGAAACGCACAACGAUUAAGAAUAGUGCUGCAGGAAUGAGCCCUUAAACCUGGUGAGUGAAUUAGCAUGAGCAUUAGGCCUUAGGUUAAAUUCAGUGAGACUUCACACUUCAAAUCAAAUGACACACGUUCAUAUCAUUAACAUGUCAGUUCAUCUUCUUUAAUUGUUUUUAGUGGUGUGAUAAAUUAACAUGGCACUUUGUCCUUACCGCCCAUCGGUGUAGCAGUUGUGUACUCUCUCUUAUGUGUGUAACAAAGCAGGCAUAAUCUGAUAAAACAGAGACAUAUCAGGUCUCACAGCCACUGUUGUAGUAAUAUGUAGUGAAAAAUAGAGCUACUGUCCAUCAGCUAUACCUCCAUGAGGUCUACAGUUGCAGGACAGUGAAAGUACCUUGGUGGGUCAAGCGGCUGGGGUUGUGUUUGACUUUGACCUGCAAAGUGUGUUCAGUUCAUCCUUGAGUCAGCGUGGACAUUUAUGUGCCUUACUGGUCACUCGUCUUGUAAUGAGUCAUCAUUUCUUCUUAACCAGCACCGCAGCUCAAGGCUUGAUAUCCCAGCAUGCAGUGUGCAGUGAAGCCACUUGAAGUACAAAUUAAUUGGAUUGAAUUAGCCACAAGCUAAGAGACCUGCAGCUUUUUUCCCUCAUUUGUCAUCAACAUAACCUGACACAACAUAGACUUUUUCAUAUGUUGCAUGGAUAUAUUUCACAAUAAUCUGGGAAUCCUCCCAUGCUGAGUGUUUGGGAAGGGCAGGACUUUUUAAAAAAAAAUACCAGUAAGGUGAUUUGAUGGGCAUUCUGUCUGUCACAUUAAGGACCAAUAGGAGUGAAAAAAGGCAAAAUUAGGUAGGCGCUGUCAUAGUUUGCAAACAGUGGAGCCUGUUGGUGGACAGAGAAGAGUAAAAACAUGUUCCCACCAAGACAGGCUUUCAGUGUGGCCCUCUGCUCUUCUUUCAACAAAGAAAUGAAGUCCAGUUCUGAUAAAACUGCCACUAUUCUAUCUCUACAUCCUAGCUAAAUGCUACACAACUUAAUUCCGCCUGUAACUAUUGCAAACUUGUGCAAAAGCAGGUCAGGAUAAGAGUGGAGAUAUUUAUUCCAUCAUGAAAAGCUUUCAGUGCUGUUGUUUGCUCUUUAUCUAAUUAGGAAAUGUGGUCCAGUUCUGAUAAAACUGCUGCUAUUCUAUAACUGCAUCUGAGCACAUCACUACACUAGCAGCCGCCAUUGCUACCAGUUUCCAGAUCAGCGAAACCCUGCACGUAGCUGCGCCUCCUUCUACUCAAAUGACUUUAAUUGGUCAGGUCCAUUUUCAGAUCAUUUUAUUGGAGCUUUGCUAGCUGGAUCUGCCAGGUUCUCAACCUGACACGCCAGAUAGACUGUUUCAUAUAUCUGUUGCAUGGAUAUGUCACAUCCAUCUGGGAAACCUCCCAUAGAAAGCAUUUGGGAAGGGCAGGACUUCUCCAAAAAAUUCUAUCCACCAAUCAGAGUGCCAAACAUGUAAAGUAGUAAAUGCAUGUGCAGCUUUGCAACAGACCACUACCAUAGUUUAAGAACUGUGGAUUAUGAUGUGGAUUAAACGCCAUGGCUCAUCGGGGGAAGAGCGAAAACCUCUUCUCCUCCAAGAGGAGCUUACAGGGUGGCUCUUUGCUCUUGUUUUUAUUUUGAAAAUGUGGUCCAGUUCUGAUUAAACUGCCGCUAUACCAAUGCUACAGCCAAGCUAACCGCUCUACCAGCUCCCACUGCAUAAACCAACCCACACUACACCCCCACCCACCUUCCCCCA
Cheilinus undulatus (humphead wrasse) is the source of this 3747-nucleotide messenger RNA. RefSeq names its product solute carrier family 43 member 1b (gene slc43a1b). Gene Ontology annotation, molecular function: L-amino acid transmembrane transporter activity; neutral L-amino acid transmembrane transporter activity. The record is from RefSeq and is a predicted model, not a curated record. Lineage: Eukaryota; Metazoa; Chordata; Actinopteri; Labriformes; Labridae. Bases 111 to 1823 code for a protein of 570 amino acids. The transcript is spliced from 15 exons. Gene Ontology annotation, biological process: transmembrane transport; neutral amino acid transport.